AUGGAGGAUAACAUAGGGCUAUGUCUUCCAGACAGUCUACUUUUGCAUAUCUAUUCCUAUCUUACAUCAAAAGAUUUACUCUGUGUUUGUCAAGUUUGUAAACAUUGGUUCUAUGUCAGCAAAGAUGAGUUGCUAUGGAAACAACUACUAUACAAAGAACUGAAGAUAGAUGAGACCUUAGCAUUGCCGUCAAAGUGCAUUUCCUACUACAAGGAGUAUAAACGAUUGAAAUACCAUGUACCAUCACAGCUGUCACAAGUAUUAAAGGGACAUUCUGAUCAAGUAUUACAUGUGAGUUUUUCUCACAGUGGUCAAUUGUUUGCAUCAUCAUCCAAAGAUAGCAGUAUUAAGGUGUGGACAAGCAAACACCCAUGUGCUUUGAAGUACACACGUGAUAUGAAAAAACUGUUACGAUGGCAGUAUACACAGAUUUCUGAAUUUAACAUAUCUGAUACGUUGUUACUGGUGUCUGGUGUUCAUUUUGGUUCUAAUAGUACAUCAGGAGAGAUUGCUAUUUUCAAUAUACAUGACGGGUAUGUAACUUUAUUGCUUCUACAACUGUCACUGGAGUGUCUAGGAAAGUGUCUGGGGAUGUUGCAAAGACCCUCGUUAAUUACCUACCAGGUGCAGGAGUUAGGUGAAUAUAAAUAUCUUGCACUUGCUAAGAAUUUACAUUGCAAGCAACCUUAUGAUGUAUUUGGUGCUUGGUUGAACAAUUCUUAUCUGCUAUCUGGAAAUUUUCAUAACCUGGGUCAACUGUCCUCAUGUUCUGCUGUGUGGAUGAAUAAAGCCACGCAAGAAAUAGACUCUGGGGAGUCAGUUGUCAUGAGACUAUUCCGCUUUCUAAAUAUCAAUGCUAGUACUGUUAGAAAUGUCAUGGUUGCAAGGUAAUGUGGGUAUAGUGAAGAGAGAGUUGUUGAGUUAGAGACAAUGUGUAAACCAAUUGAUAGUAGUGAGAAUGAAUUAAGAGAGCCUGAUGAUUCCAGUGGUGCUGAUUUCUCUGAUGGUUAUAACGAAUCACAACUUGAUAGUGUCCAGACAUCUCAUUGCAAUGUUGAUAAUAAUAUGUCUUCCCUAGGUAUAGAUAGGGAUUGGGAUGUGGAUACGCCUUGCCCACCAAUCGGUGCCAAGAGAGAUGCAUCAAACAGGACUGGUAAUAGCCCUCUCUUGAAAUCACGAAAGACAUUAAAACAAAAAGAUACAACUGAAAAUUCAGCAGUAUUUACAUCAUCAAAGAUACUUGGAGACACAUACUAUGAUCAUGUGUGGUCCCGAAUGAAAAGGGCUGAGUUGAAAGAUUCUGGUGAAUCGUGUGAUGACGAGACAUUACGACUGUUAAAAUGUGGAUGUGCAAAUAUCCAGCCUUCACAAAAUAACACCCAAAAACCAUCACCUCAGAAGCGAUAUAAAGAUAGUUUUGGAAAAUAUGAAACUGAUAGUAUGAGAACAAGUGCUUCUGAUAGUGAUUUAAGAAGUCUAUAUCACACUAUGGACAGCCACAACUCAAGAUGUAGUUCUAAUGAUAUUCUGUUCUCUGACGAGGCAGUGACAGGCUCAGAGCAAAGUGAUGUUUUACGUAGCUUGGGAAAACAUUUCACAUUUAGCAGUGAUGAAGACCCUACAAUAAAAUACGUAGAAAGUAAAACAAAUAGUACAGAUAACUUGUCCACAAGUUGUAGCAGUGAUGUAGAAGAGUCCAGAGACAAAAAUAAAUCAAAAUAUUUGAUAUUUUCCAUGGGCACAUUAGCACACACACCUCACCAGAUCGCUGUUAAAAAAAUUGAAGACGAUAUGACGAAAAUAAUGAAAGGUGCAUCCCCUAGACAACAAGUACAAGAGGCCUUGGCAGCUGUAAAAAGUCAGAAAGAAAAGAGUACUGAUGGGUCUGAUGAGGAUAAUAAUCGAGAUAUACAGUUUGAUAAAGUAGACCAUGUGAUUGAAAUUCAUGGACACAUUAUUGGCAUGGCAUUGUCACCAGACCACAGAUAUCUCUCUGUCAAUUGUCGCUUGUGGUCUAAAAACUAUAUUAUUACUGACCCACUGAAGCCACCCCAGAUUGCACAAGAGAUAGAGUUACAUGUAUAUGAUCUGGUAACCAUGACAGAAGUCAAGCGUCACUAUGGACAUAGAGCUUUCUCAACUAAUGAAGAAUUAUUUUUCAUCUUUUUAGAUGUCAGUCAGCAUUAUGUAGCAAGUGGAGCAGAGGAUAAACAAGGUCACAUAUGGGAUAGAUAUUAUGGUAUAGAAGUUGCCAGGAUACAGCAUAACGAUGUGGUUAACUCUGUAGCAUUCAAUCCAAAGAAUCCUGAGAUGCUUGUGAGUGCUAGUGAUGAUUGCACUCUGAAGAUAUGGAGAUCACUUUGUCAAUAUACUGAUACCGCUAUUGUUAUACAUAGACCUGAUACCGCUAUUGUUAUAUAUAGACCCGAUACUGCUAUUGUUGUACAUAGACCUGGUAUUGCUAUUGUUAUACAUAGACCCGAUACUGCUAUUGUUAUACAUAGACCUGGUAUCCCUAUUGUUAUACAUAGACCCAAUACUGCUAUUGUUAUACAUAGACCCGAUACUGCUAUUGUUAUACAUAGACCCAAUACCACUAUACCUCUUAUCACUAUUGUUAUACACGGACCUGAUACCUCUAUUGUUAUACAUAGACCCCAUACAGCUAUUGUUAUACAUAGACCCAAUACAGCUAUUGUUAUACAUAGACCCGAUACUGCUAUUGUUAUACAUAGACCCGAUACUGCUAUUGUUGUACAUAGGCCUAGUAUCGCUAUUGUUAUACAUAGACCCGAUACUGCUAUUGUUAUACAUAGACCCGAUACUGCUAUUGUUAUACAUAGACCUGAUACCGCUAUUGUUAUACAUAGACUUGAUACCGCUAUUUUUUCUACAUAG
Messenger RNA from Saccoglossus kowalevskii, 2898 nucleotides. Its product is annotated as F-box/WD repeat-containing protein 5-like. Gene Ontology annotation, biological process: protein ubiquitination. NCBI's taxonomy places the organism in Eukaryota, Metazoa, Hemichordata, Enteropneusta, Harrimaniidae. Gene Ontology annotation, cellular component: SCF ubiquitin ligase complex; Cul4-RING E3 ubiquitin ligase complex. Gene Ontology annotation, molecular function: protein binding. The record is from RefSeq and is a predicted model, not a curated record.